Molecule: messenger RNA, 2587 nt
Organism: Chrysemys picta bellii (western painted turtle)
Lineage: Eukaryota; Metazoa; Chordata; Testudines; Emydidae
Gene: EDARADD
Product: EDAR associated via death domain
Biological process (GO): signal transduction
Molecular function (GO): protein binding
Source: RefSeq, a predicted model, not a curated record
CCCAGAAAGAAGCUUCACCUCCUUCGUUCAAUACCCAACCAGGAAGUUGAGAAGAGAAGAAAGCAAAGCAGAGAGGGAGGCAGUAGCGCCCGCUCGCAUUAGCGUGGGGGGUUACCCGGCCGCGCUGGAGGAUUUUCCAGUUACGCAUAGGCAUUAAUCCUCACCCUCCGUUUGGCACGGCUGCCAGUCUCCCCCCGCACCCACCCGAUGGCUUCUCUCCAGGACCCUCUGCCUGAAGAUCAUGCUGCAAAAGAGCCCGUGGAAGAUACAGAUCCAAGCACUUUUCCAUUAGAAAUGAGAGAAAAGUAUCCUGUCCAAGAUACACGGCUACCUAAAGAUGAGGAGUACCUAACAGAUAAAGUUACAUUGGAAAUAGCAUCUAUUAACAUCAGGAGUCUUACAUCAGAUUCUGGCCUAAUACAACAGCCAGAAGAGAGUGAUAGUCAAAACAAUACUGGAGAAUCACUUUCAGAUAUGAGGAGCUCCUGCAAAGAAAAUGGCACCUGCUCCUUAUGUUUGUGUCGUGCUCCAACCAUCAGUGACUUGCUCAAUGACGAGGACUUGUUGUACACAAUGAGGAUAAAGCUGGAUCCAUGCCACCCUACAGUAAAAAACUGGAGAAAUUUUGCAAGCAAAUGGGGAAUGACCUAUGAUGAAUUGUGUUUCCUGGAACAGAAACAACAAAGCCCUACGUUGGAAUUUUUGUUGCGGAACAGUGAUAGGACUGUGGAACAAUUGAUUGAUCUGUGUAAAUUAUAUCAAAGAAUUGAUGUUGUGAAAGUGCUGCUGAAGUGGGUGGAGGAAGAAUGGCCAAAGAGAGGGAAUGGAACCUAUCAGAAUCACUUCUAGGUCAAAGAAAAUUGUUAGCUUGAAAAAUUUACUUGUCUAAUUACAACCAGUGAGAGGGAAGCUUUCCUUGUCAGUGAAAGGGCACAUACCAUCAGUUUAUGCAGAAUGCAAGCUUUUAUUAUAUAUGUAUUCCAAGCAAAGAUGACCUUCCAAAUGUGAACAGAAUAUUACUAAUACAGAGUUGUCUUCCUGAGUCUACAAACAUUUUAAGGCUUCUCCACUGCUCAUAGAUUUCCCAAGCAGGAGAGUGAAAAUGACACAGCAUCCAGCAGUAUGACCCUUGAAAUUUAGAACCUUGGAAGGAGUGAAACUGACAAGAAUGUCAGUUUCCCACUGCUGUUGAUUUGUAAAGUUUUGAUCAGCAGCCAAGAUGCUUGAACCAUUGCCCCUACCUCACUGGUAACCCUGCCCCUAUCUUUCAUAUCAGCUUCUACUUAGUAGGUGUCUGGUAAUAUUUCAAGCCCUAACAGGAGGAAUAAAAGGAUCUGUUAAAAGUGUUUAAAUAUUUUUGGUAUAGGAACACCUCAUGUGUUUCCAACAUCACUUUGCAUUUGCAUUAUUGGAUUAUUUUCAUGUUUGAAUACCCCAUUUUGCAAAAAUUUCAUUUGGAUACUCUUUUAUAAAAAAAAGAGACAUUAAAUGAAACUGUUGUAUAAUUCUACUACAUUAGAAUUAUCUAUUGAUUAUGGAAGAAAUCACAUUGAAUUCAGAGAGAAUUUCCAAGGCCCACAAGAGUUGGGGACAAAAAAGCAUUUAAGAAAAUGCUUUAUAUUAAAAAUGAGUUCCAAGAGUUUUGAAGAAAACAUUCAGUUGCAGGAUUCUUAUCUGUUUUUCUCAAUGCUUCUUGUUUUGAGGUGUGGAGACAGUUGUAGCCUCACCCACAGCGUCCUCAGUAUAGUACUCACUAGGAUUUUCCUGUUCAAAGAUUGUGGUUUUCUAGAAGAGAUCACAGAACAGUCCUGUGGGCUGACCCAUUUUACACUUUACUUAGAGACCAUUUCCUGCCUGCAAAACAACACAUCACCUAUGUACCACUUAACCUAUCAUAAUGGCUUAAGGGAGUGAGUGUGGAUAGCUACUGGAGAGUUUAAGAGGGUUUAAGACUUAUCAGUCACACCAGGAAUUUGGUCUUGUUGCUACUUUGAAUUUAAAUGGUUAAACUUAAAAUGUAUUUUAGAAAGGAUUAGCAGUAAUUGAUAUUGCUCUUUUCUCUACAAUUCUUACAAUAUAUGUUCUAAUAUUUUAAAGUCAGUUUGAAAAAUCAGUGUUACAACAGAGCACUUAUUGCUAUAGUGUCACAACAAGAAUGAUGAGAAUGCUGUUAACCAUUUAGUAAUACUAUUGAAGUAGUUUUAGACAUUCUUUUAUGUUAACUAAAGCAUCUUGAGUUAGUACAUUGUCCACCAUUAUUUUGCUAUAUAUGUACCAAUGUACCAAAACACAGGCAAAAUCUAGGAUGGGUUUAUGGCUCAUGUACUGUUUAGUUUCAUAAAUUUGGAAUGAUCACUAAACUGCAUCAAAGAGGAGUGAAGCAAAAAGAGGGAUUGUGCAUUGAGAUCCCUACUUCAGGACAACACAAGGCCUAAUGCAUAUUAUUCUGAGUAUAUUUUAUAUCAGUGGGGGUGGUUACUGAGCAGCUAGAGGUAAAGGCCAUAAUUUUCAAACCUAGGGGCCAGAUUUGCAGGCAGCAUAAAUCAGUGUUGUUGUACUGACUUCAAUAAAGAUGAGAAUAAAGUGA